CCGAACCGUAGCCCCCAUUUCCCCCAUUUUUUGGCAUUUCUUUGCGAAGAUUCCACCUUGUUUUUCUUCGUUGUCGCCGCUCCGGCCGUUGAAUUUCCUCUCCGGUUCGAGAAAAUUCGUUGAAAGUUUUGGCGGAAAUUCCAUGUCCCUCCUUUGAUUCAGUUGGUAUUGGUGUAAAGUCUGAAGCUUUGGACUGGAGGUCGGGGCGGUGUUGUGUUUAUAGUCGCGUGGAAAAAGCAUACCCCGCAAUUCAGGCGCAAAAUGUCUGAUACGGCUGAAAUGGUGGAUGAGUUCAAGCCCGAGUUCGAGAAGGAGCCAUCUUGCUCGAAGUCGGUGAAUGAGACGGUGAAUGGGUCGCACCAGUUCACCAUAAAGGGGUAUUCUUUGGCGAAAGGUAUGGGGUCCGGAAAGUGCAUUUCCAGUGAUAUUUUCACGGUGGGUGGCUAUGAUUGGGCGAUUUACUUUUACCCGGAUGGCAAAAACCCUGAGGAUAGCUCCAUGUACGUUUCGGUGUUCAUUGCCUUGGCCAGUGAUGGUACAGACGUUAGGGCGUUGUUUGAGUUGACGUUGUUGGAUCAGAGCGGGAAAGGGAAGCAUAAGGUGCAUAGCCACUUUGAUCGUGCUCUGGAGAGCGGGCCAUAUACAUUGAAGUACAAGGGGAGCAUGUGGGGUUAUAAGCGUUUCUUCAGGAGAACAAGUCUAGAAACUUCAGAUUAUAUAAAGAAUGAUUGCCUCAUCAUGAACUGCACCGUUGGCGUCGUUAGAACUCGUCUUGAAGGACCAAAGCAGUAUUCUGUUAUUGUUCCCCAAUCCAGCAUGGGUCAGGGCCUUAAGGAAAUCCUGGAAGCUGAAGUUGGUUGUGACAUUGUGUUCCGUGUUGGCGAUGAAUCAUUUAGAGCUCAUAAGUUGAUCCUUGCUGCACGAUCACCAGUUUUUAGAGCUCAGUUCUUUGGACUAGUAGGGGAUCGUAACUUGGAUGAGGUUACAGUGAAUGAUAUUGAUCCGACGAUCUUCAAGGCAAUGCUCCUGUUCAUAUACACAGACAAAAUUCCUGAAAUGCAUGAUGUUAUGGAUUCUUCUUCAUCCACGGGCACAUCUACCAACAUGAUACAGCACUUGUUAGCUGCUGCUGACCUGUACAACUUAGAUCGUUUGAAAGUGCUAUGUGAAUCAAAGCUAUGCGAGGAGCUCACGGCUGUAUCAGUAGCCACAACACUGGCAUUGGCUGAGCAGCAUCAGUGUGCGCAACUGAAAGCUGUCUGUUUGAAAUUCGCGGCCAAUCCAGCAAACUUGGGAGUGGUGACACAAUCUGAAGGUUUCAGACAUUUGGAGCAGAGUUGCCCGGCAUUAGUGUGUGAAUUGUUGAAGACACUUGCCUCAGCUGAUGAGGACUCAAGCAUGCAUCCUAGCAGGAAGAGAGGAGGGAGCAGCAUAUUCGGCUUAGAUAUUGCUGCAGCGGGGGAAGCAGCAGAUGAUGGGGCGAUGUUGGUGAUACGCAUUAGGGCCUCGUGUGAGUUUACGUUCUUGGACGAGAGUGGGAAAGAGAUACUAAAGAGAUUGUCCGGCCGGCCAUCCCCUAUAAAGAAAGGAUGCGAGUGGGUUCUAGAGAUCAAGGAAGCAAAUCAAGCAAGCAAGUGUGUACAAAAUGAUUGCAUCAUCAUUCGAGGCACUGUUCGAUUUCUUGCGAAUCGGCAUGAAGAAGUUGAAGGGGCCAAGCAGGGUUCCAUUACCGUACCCGACUCCAACUUUGGCCAGGGUUUCAAGGAGCUACUGGAAUCUGAAGUUGGUUGGGACAUUGUGUUCCACGUUGGCGAUGAAGCAUUUAGAGCUCACAAGUCGAUUCUUGCUGCGCGAUCCCCUGUUUUCAGAGCCCAGUUCUUUGGACCAGCAGGGGAUCCCAACUUGAAUGAAGUUACUGUGGAUGAUAUUCUUCCCUCCAUCUUCAAGGCGAUUCUCCGAUUCAUAUACACAGACCAACUUCCUGAUGUGCAUGAUAUUGUUGGCUUCUCGUCAUCCUCGUCAGUUGCUGCCAACAUCACACAACACCUGUUAGUUGCUGCUGACCUCUACAACUUGGACAGGUUGAAGGUGUUCUGUGAAUCCAAGUUAUGCAAGGAGCUUACUGCCGAAUCGGUGGCCACGACACUAGCAUUGGCCGAGCAGCAUCAGUGCGCACAUCUCAAAGCUGUCUGCUUGAAAUUUGCAGCACAUCCAAAGAACUUGGGAGUGGUGAUGAAAUCAGAAGGUUUCAAACAUUUAGAGGACAGCUGCCCGGCAUUGUUGCGCGAGUUGCUGAAGACGAUUGCAUCAACAGAUGAUAGUGGGGCUAGGGCCAGGCCUUGUCGCAGUGAACCGCUUUGGCCGUCCAAACAAACUGCACUGCAAAGCUUGUGGUCUGAGAUGUGGUCAACUUUUAGUAUGGUUUUCGAUUUGUGGCGGUUCUAACUGGAACCACGCAGUUUAAACUUUUAUAAGAAUCUCACUCACUGAAGAACAAUAAGCGGAAUCGUCAAAAGUGCAAAUGGAUGAGACACUAGAAAUCGAUGGUGGGCCUUGGUGAUCGGUGAAUUCCAUUGACGAUGGUGUAUGAGAAUUAACGGUUAAUCUUGGGGUCAAUUGCGUUGCAAUUGGAGAAUUUUAAUUUGCGACGGUUUAAGUUUUUUAUUAGAAUUA
Molecule: messenger RNA, 2673 nt
Organism: Linum tenue
Lineage: Eukaryota; Viridiplantae; Streptophyta; Magnoliopsida; Malpighiales; Linaceae
Source: the annotation of a GenBank genome assembly